This is a messenger RNA of Hyaloscypha bicolor E, 270 nucleotides long. RefSeq lists its product as uncharacterized. The record is from RefSeq and is a predicted model, not a curated record. The transcript has a single exon. The coding region runs from base 27 to 221 and encodes 64 amino acids. NCBI's taxonomy places the organism in Eukaryota, Fungi, Ascomycota, Leotiomycetes, Helotiales, Hyaloscyphaceae.
UGCGCAACAGCUAGCGAUUGGCAAGCAUGCUGCCCAGGGAUCCUGGCAGAAUGCAGCUGGCCUUGAAAUUCAACACCGAGUCAGUUUUUCCUCACGGCAUUAAUAUCAUUCAUGAAGCGGUCCCCGCCGACACGAAAUUCUCUGUCCCGUUUGGCCGACCUCCUUCCAACUCGGGCCGGGCGUCACAUCUCACCCCAGGUCCACAUGGCAAACACGUUUGACCCCUUAUUUUAGCCGCCGUCAUACCUGGCCAAUGUACAGUAGCAUCUC